Ictalurus furcatus (blue catfish) is the source of this 6519-nucleotide messenger RNA. It is a transcript of the gene pik3ca, whose product is annotated as phosphatidylinositol-4,5-bisphosphate 3-kinase, catalytic subunit alpha. Bases 836 to 4045 code for a protein of 1069 amino acids. Lineage: Eukaryota; Metazoa; Chordata; Actinopteri; Siluriformes; Ictaluridae. The transcript is spliced from 22 exons. Gene Ontology annotation, biological process: phosphatidylinositol-mediated signaling; cell migration; phosphatidylinositol 3-kinase/protein kinase B signal transduction. Gene Ontology annotation, molecular function: 1-phosphatidylinositol-3-kinase activity; 1-phosphatidylinositol-4-phosphate 3-kinase activity. The record is from RefSeq and is a predicted model, not a curated record. Gene Ontology annotation, cellular component: cytoplasm; plasma membrane; phosphatidylinositol 3-kinase complex, class IA.
AAGGUUUUACAAGAUGGAUUUUGAGGGUAUGACAAUUCCCCUACGGACUCGUUACUGGGUUGAAAUGGAAGCAUGUCCACACACAAGAUCACCAAAAUCUGCUUAACCUUUGCGCUUCUUAUACUAUUUAUCACAUUGCUAUAAACAGUGGAGUAAUUUGUAGUGAAUAGUUAAAGUGCCGUUUAAUUAUGUCGCAUUACAUCACAGCUGUAUGCGGUCGUGUUAUCUUUCCCCUGCAGUCGGUGGUGAGGACAGCAGAGUUCACGGAAGUUUCCUGUGAGAAAUCCAAACAUUCUCGCUGAACCUAUCACAACUUGCACAUCUCGCUCACACUGCCGCGGCUAGCGUCUCUAUCCAGCGACCUGCUACACCGCGCUUCAUCGGUUCUCAUUCUUAUUCAUAGGAAGUAACCUCCGGGCGGUAUCCAUGACAGUAGUUUCUUCAAUACUGGAUUAAACGACCAUGUAGCGGAAACUAUUUACUUGGUCCGUGUAUAGUAAUGCGCGGUUUCUACUGUAAGAAGACAAACGAGAUUAGCUGUCUGUCGUUGCUAUGGAGAGCCUGCGCCUAUCGGGCCGGGACGGGUAGGCCCGAGCAACGCCUGCGUGUUGGAGUAGCGCCUGAGACCAGAGGAGGGAACGCCGAGAGCGGAUUACUCACAAUAACGAGUACUACACUUGCACCACAGGAGUGAAUUAUUAGGAGAGGUUCGCUGAUGUUCCCAACAUGAGGAUCGCUGUUUUUAGGUUUCCCUAAAACUGCUCUAUGGGGAUAAAGAAGUUGAAUAAUUUAAAGUGUAUUAUUUGAGAUUGGACGAUUGUGAGAACUAGGGAACAUGCCUCCAAGGCCAUCAUCUGGAGAAUUAUGGGGCAUCCAUUUGAUGCCCCCCAGGAUUUUGGUGGACUGUCUGCUGCCCAAUGGCAUGAUCCUGACCCUGGAGUGCCUCCGUGAGGCCACACUUGUCACCAUCAAGCAUGAACUGUUUAAGGAAGCACGAAAGUUCCCGCUCCAUCACCUGUUGCAAGAGGAAGCCUCAUACAUCUUCGUCAGUGUAACACAGGAAGCCGAGCGGGAAGAGUUUUACGACGAGACCAGGAGACUCUGUGACCUUAGGCUUUUCCAGCCUUUCUUAAAAGUCAUUGAACCUGUGGGCAACAGAGAGGAGAAAAUUCUCAACCGGGAAAUUGGUUUUGCAAUUGGCAUGCCGGUGUGCGAGUUUGAUCUAGUGAAGGAUCCUGAAGUGCAGGACUUCAGGCGAAAUAUACUAAAUGUCUGCAAAGACUCAGUAGAACUCAGAGAUGCCAAUGGGCCGCAUAGUCGUGCGUUAUAUGUUUACCCUCCCAACGUGGAGUCUUCACCAGAGCUUCCAAAGCACAUUUUUGGCAAAUUAGACAAAGGUCAGAUUAUCGUGGUCAUUUGGGUUAUUGUGUCGCCCAACAAUGACAAGCAGAAGUACACGUUGAAGAUCAACCACGACUGUGUCCCUGAGCAGGUGAUCGCAGAAGCCAUCAGGAAAAAGACGCGCAGCAUGCUGUUGUCUCCCGAGCAGCUGAAGAUGUGUGUGCAGGAAUACCAGGGCAAGUACAUCCUCAAAGUGUGUGGCUGUGACGAGUACCUGCUGGAAAAGUACCCUAUCAGUCAAUAUAAGUAUGUGAGGAGUUGCAUUAUGCUGGGCCGAAUGCCAAACUUAAUGCUGAUGUCAAAGGAUAGCUUAUACUCUCAGUUGCCCAUGGACACGUUCACCAUGCCCUCGUAUUCGCGCCGCAUCUCCACAGCCACACCAUACAUGAAUGGGGAAGCCUCCAGCAAAUCCCUGUGGACCAUCAACAGCAACCUGAGGAUACGUGUGCUCUGUGCAACAUACGUCAAUGUAAACAUCCGGGACAUUGAUAAGAUUUAUGUCCGGACAGGGAUCUACCAUGGUGGAGAGCAGUUAUGUGACAAUGUCAACACGCAACGCGUGCCCUGUUCAAACCCAAGGUGGAAUGAGUGGCUUAUGUAUGACAUGUACAUUCAUGACAUUCCCCGAGCUGCUCGUCUUUGCCUGUCCAUCUGCUCUGUGAAGGGGAGGAAGGGAGCAAAAGAGGAACACUGUCCGCUGGCUUGGGGAAAUGUAAACCUCUUUGACUACACACACACCCUGGUCUCUGGGAAAAUGGCACUGAACCUGUGGCCGGUGCCACACGGCCUAGAGGAUCUGCUAAACCCCAUCGGUGUCACAGGCUCCAACCCCAACAAGGAAACCCCAUGUCUGGAAUUAGAAUUUGACUACUUCAGCUGUCCUGUGAAAUUCCCGGACAUGACCACAAUAGAAGAUCAUGCUAAUAAGAUCAUGUCCAGAGAGAUGGGAUACAAUUACUUUCAAUCUGGACAGAGCAGCAGACAGGCUCGAGACCAUCACAUAAUGGAAGGUGAUAUUGAGCAGCUGCGACAAGUAGCAAACAGAGAUCCACUUUCUGAGAUCACUGAGCAGGAAAAGGACUUCCUGUGGAGACACAGGCAGUAUUGUAAAAAUAUACCAGAGAUUCUUCCCAAGAUUCUCCUUGCUGUAAAGUGGAACUCCAGAGAUGAAGUUGCACAGAUGUAUUGCCUUCUUAAAGACUGGCCCGCAAUAAAACCAGAACAAGCCAUGGAGUUGCUUGACUGCAACUAUCCAGAUCCGAUGAUAAGAGAAUUUGCAGUACGGUGCCUUGAGAAAUAUUUGACCGAUGAUAAACUCUCCCAGUACCUUAUUCAGUUGGUCCAGGUUUUGAAGUAUGAGCAGUAUCUCGAUAACCCCUUGGUGCGAUUUCUGCUGAAGAGGGCCCUGACCAACCAGAGGAUUGGACAUUUCUUUUUUUGGCAUUUGAAGUCAGAGAUGCACAACAAGACGGUGAGUCAGCGUUUCGGCCUGCUGUUGGAGUCUUACUGCCGUGCCUGCGGUAUGUAUCUGAAGCACUUGGGCAGACAGGUGGAGGCCAUGGAGAAACUCAUCAACCUUACAGACAUACUCAAGCAGGAGAAGAAGGAUGAGACUCAGAAGGUGCAGAUGAAGUUUCUGGUGGAGCAGAUGAGGAGGCCGGAUUAUAUGGAUGCCCUCCAAAACUUCACCUCUCCAUUGAAUCCAGCCCACCAGUUAGGCAACCUACGGCUUGAAGAAUGCAGAAUCAUGUCAUCAGCCAAGAGGCCACUGUGGCUUAACUGGGAAAACCCUGAUAUCAUGUCAGAGCUUCUCUUCCAGAAUAAUGAGAUCAUCUUUAAGAAUGGGGAUGACCUGAGGCAAGAUAUGCUGACACUUCAAAUCAUUAAAAUAAUGGAGAACAUCUGGCAGAACCAGGGGUUAGACCUCAGAAUGCUUCCCUAUGGCUGCCUGUCCAUCGGAGACUGUGUGGGUCUUAUUGAAGUUGUGAGGAGUUCUCAUACCAUCAUGCAAAUCCAGUGUAAAGGAGGUCUCAAAGGGGCAUUGCAGUUCAACAGCUCCACCCUGCACCAGUGGCUGAAGGACAAGAACAAGGGCGAGACGUAUGACAUGGCCAUUGACCUGUUCACGCGAUCCUGUGCUGGUUAUUGUGUGGCCACUUUUAUUCUGGGCAUUGGUGACCGACACAACAGUAACAUCAUGGUGAAGGACGAUGGACAGCUGUUUCACAUAGAUUUUGGCCACUUCCUGGAUCAUAAAAAGAAGAAGUUUGGCUACAAGAGAGAGCGAGUUCCAUUUGUCUUAACUCAAGACUUCUUGAUUGUGAUUAGCAAAGGAGGAACUCAAGAAUGCACUAAAACGAGGGAGUUUGAGAGGUUCCAGGAGAUGUGCUACAAGGCAUACCUGGCUAUCCGACAGCACGCAAACCUCUUUAUCAAUCUGUUCUCAAUGAUGCUGGGCUCCGGAAUGCCAGAGUUGCAGUCAUUUGAUGACAUUGCCUACAUCCGCAAAACCCUGGCACUAGAUAAGACUGAGCAGGAGGCUUUGGACUACUUCAUGAAGCAGAUGAACGAUGCUCACCAUGGCGGAUGGACCACAAAGAUGGACUGGAUCUUCCACACCAUUCGACACCACGCCCAGAACUGAACUGGAGUAGGACUCAGCCCAUAUGAAAGGUGCUCGAGCUAGAACAGGACUCCUUGCCCAGAAACUACUGGUUUAUCUUUACUAGUAGAAACAUGGCAGCCAGACCUCAAAGUGGGGUAAAAUGUACCCCCAACUGACCUUCAGAGCACUAAACAAUCCAAAAUAUUCGUCUUCUGUUUCAAUCUCCUUUUUUGGUAUCCAUACAGAAGAGUACUAACCCUAAUCUUUGUCCAGAAUGGUUGUACAUGGUUGCCUGUAGUUUUGUACUGAUGAUUUUUUUUUGUGGUUUGUUCUUGCUGCUCUUUUCCUGGAGAGACCAUGGUUCUUUUAUUUUAUUUUAUUUUAUUUUAUUUUAUUUUAUUUAAAUUUUUCUUUUGAGAAAAAAACAAAAAACGAAGUCAACAGGAAGCGUUCUUUACAUUUAGGGCGCUCUUUGGAUUACUCAUGUCUUCCUCCAAGUACAAAUGCCUUUAAAUAUGCAUGGAACCUCUGAGGAACUCUAAACAGGGUAGAAAUUUUGUCUGUCGGUGUGUGUCCUGACGGAUGGUUUUUGUAGCAAAUGUAGACAAGUUGACAUUUCCCAUAGUCUUGCAUAAACACUUGGCCCUUCGAAGCUAUUGCCCUUGAUCACUACAAAAGUUUUUGUUUAUGCUUCUCCACCUCCUUCACUACCAUUGAUUAGUGGUAGCUAAAGUCAAUUUGGUGUUUGGAUAGGAGGUAUCAUUUAUUUUGCCCUAGGUAUGAAUUUAGAGGUGGAAUAUUUAGCCUCGUCACACAUAAAAUGACAGUCUUUGAACACUAACUGAAAUGAAACAUUGUGCAACUGGUCCAAAGGCUACACAGUGGCCCUCACUGAUCACACAAUUUCAUUGCUUCGUUAUGAUCACAGAGAAGCAACUACAAAGAAACAUAAUGGGACUCAACAUAGGAAAAAGCAAACAUACUUCAAAUCAAAGUUCCUUAUUCUUUUUCAGUGUGACAGUUAAGUAGAAUUUCCCCUGCAUAUCUUUUUAGACCAGCACAGGUGAAGAAAAGCGAUUGAGAUGAAGCCUUAAUGGAACUUGAUGCUUUGUGGCUGAAUGCACAGUCCUCCCUCACGUGUACUGCAUGCAACAGUAGAGGGUAACUUGGUGCUUAGUAAAACUAGUUUAGUGAACACUUUACCUUCAGAGCACUUGCUCUAUUUUCCAUUAAUGAUAACCGGGCAGGUUCAUUUAUUGACUGCAAUUAUCCUCACUUGCAUUGUGUUGGAUAACUGCUAUAUGGUUCUGUAAGAAAUAAAGAAUGGUGCUAAAUAGAUUCCACUGUAUAGAAAGGGAAUAAACUCUGGAUGAAAUGGAUUUUUAAUGUUUAAAAUGCUUUGAACUCUGAGAAUGGUUCAGCCAUUGACAUACGUUUUACCUUUAACCCUAUAAUUACACUCUACAGUGGUACAUGUCUGUAUUGUAUAUAUCUUCAACACACCCUUUGAUGCUUCUAAUAUCCUCAUUGCUUUUGUCCAGUACACAGAUGUGGUGAGGAUCUGCCGGGUGUGCUGUCUGCAGUUUACUUGUAAGGGUUAUAAAAAUAACCCAUUCAUAUGCUUUAAAAGAUGUAACAGUGGCAAAUCCUGUACAAAAUCUAUCAGAGCUGUUUUGAGAAACUGCAGAUAUGCAUUUCACCAGAGCAGCUUCAGCUUUGUGCAUAAAACUUAUAUGAGAGGGGAAAAAGAAUCAGGAGUGGCACUUAUUUUUGGUUAAAACAACAAGUACUCUGAAGUGCAUCCAAUUAACAAUAUACCUUGUGGAAUCAUGUCCAUAACGAAUUGAUUUUGCAUGACCAAAUGCUGAGGUUCAACCAUUAAAGCCAAACCAACUAACCUCCAAAUUAAUGAUAUUGUAUACGUCCACGAUAAUUUUUCUUUGGAUUUGUGUUUGAACCACAAUGACUCCUCAUACCUACCUGGUAAUCCAACCUCUGUGGUUGUGGAGAAAGCCUGUUGUGUUUUUGCAUUACGUUUAAGCUGUGAAAAUGUAAAGAUUACAAAUGAGGUGCAAUCGUACUAUCUGUAUGGAUGUGUGUCUGCUGAUGGGAAGACUAGCUUGUGCUUGAGAAUUUAUUCAAAACUUCACUACUUACUAGAAGCUUCUGGGUUUUUUUUUUUGUUUUUUUUUUUUUGUUUUUAGUUUUUUUUUUAACUGUUAAUUCAAGCCAAAGUUCUAUAUAUGUAAUGUUGUUCACCUGCAUAACCACCUGAAGCAUUUAAAGGGCCAGUCCUGGACAGCUCAAUGUUUUAAUGAAGUUAGAGCUAUAUCAUAAAGUCUGAAGGACACUUUUUUUUUUAUUUUUACUGUCACAGAAGUAUAGUGCUAACGUGAGAAAUUUCUACCCAUCAAAUUUGAGAUGAGGCCAAACAAUCUGCCUUUUUGCUAAAUGCAAAGACCACAGUCAUGUUUUUAUUUCUUCCUGCAUUCUGUAAAUGUGUGUGUGUGUGU